Colletotrichum gloeosporioides is the source of this 1659-nucleotide messenger RNA. RefSeq lists its product as uncharacterized. The record is from RefSeq and is a predicted model, not a curated record. Bases 1 to 1659 code for a protein of 552 amino acids. The transcript has a single exon. Lineage: Eukaryota; Fungi; Ascomycota; Sordariomycetes; Glomerellales; Glomerellaceae.
AUGCCCCAUUUCUUCGAUCUGCCCCGCGAGGUGCGGGAUCUGAUCUACGGCCAAUACGUCAUUUGCGACGGCGGUUAUGUAUUGGACUUCGAAAGUAACACCCUCAAAUGUGCCAAUGGCGACAACAUCGACCUUGCCUUCAUGCUCACCUGCAAAGCCGUGGCAAAUGAAUUGAGGACCGUGCCAUUCUCUACGAAUACUCUCAACUUUUCUACGAUAUGUUCUGACAAGCAUCGCGUCACCGCCGGUCGUUUCGGCGAUCUAGUCAUGCGUAUAUCGAAGCAGCUAGGGGAGAAGUUGCACAACAUAUACCCCGAUAAUCUCAGCGUUCCUGAUGAUGUCUGGGAGGAACUCACGCGGAAUCAUCCGAGAUUUGCGCCGUACCUCGGCAUGAUCAAAGGCAGAGCAAACAAAUGGUGGACCAACGACCAGGGCAAGUUGAGGCAACAUUCGGACUGGCGAAAUGUCAGUCCUACUGGCUGCUGCGGGGAAACACCCUCUGUCUUCCGCGAUUUCUCCCGUGCAGCCAUGCAAACUAUUCUGGCACACAAGGAUCGAUUCAGCCCGGGGCAAUUCUCAAACUUUCAGAACGGAGUCUUUGUCCUUGGAGAGGAACGCAGGAAUGAUGGGCCGUACCCAGCACACCUUGAGAGGCUGGCCGGACUAAAUCCCGAUCCCUGGGAAAUUCCGACCCGACAAAGAGUUGACGACAUGAUGAAUCUUAUCCGCAAUGUUGAGGCGGAGCGGAUGGACGCGGAACGGAAGGCUCGCCGUGAAAGGGUGGAUCGCGAAUACGGACUCGACACAAGCUUGAUCAAGUAUCACUACUCCGCAGCGGCUGUAGCUGUUCGGUUUCUCAAGUCUUUAUCGAUGGAUGCCCGAUUGAACGUUAGGAGUAUCCUACUCAAAGAAGAACGAUUGGCAGUCGCAUUCUCUGAAUGUCAUGGGCUUGGGCUCAUUCCAUUUUGCCAAGAGAACCCGCACCUUCGUGUGGAACGACGGGUCAACAUGUGGAGGACCAUCCUACCUAUCACAUACAGGGAUUUAUAUGCUAUUGGCGGUGCGUUAAAGCCUUCAACCAAAGGAACUAGCACACAGAAGGAAUGGUCAUCCCAAGUCGCGAUCUGGACACAAGAGGCAUUGGAACUUGAACAUGCCGGAAUGCCACAAGGUUCAUUCACCCUCACUAUCGAUGGAGACUCGUCAUGCGCGGAAAUCUUCCGGGAAGUGGUUCAGCGAGACGCUGUGUGGCAGCAAGCAAUUGAUGCCUGCUUUGAGCGGGACAUUCUUCCACCGCUGCGAUGGGAUGUCCGGCGAAGAGACGCAAGAGAUCACAAACGUACCCACUUUGGCCAGCGUGAGGAUCCAGAACAGCCCGGUUCAUCAGAUAAUUCCUGGUAUGUACGCGAAGGUUUUCCGCAGGCAAUCCAUGCUAUUGUAGCUGGGACGUCUGUCGUCAAAUGCAAUUUCUGGGUGGGCGACGCUUGGGACGUGGAACAACUGGUAGAAGAGAACAAGGGUUGGACUAUGCUCCAAUGGAAGACAGGUUGGCAUAGUCAGUUUACGACUAGACAGUUUGAACCUGACCCGCCAUCACCCAGCUGGAUACAGCUUUUGUGCGACGACACAUUGCAGACGGGUCUGCCCCGGCAAAGAUGA